UCUCAGCUUGGUUUAAUGUUAGUCGAAACUCCCUCAAAAAAGGUUUGUUAUCACAAGUGGAGAAUGAAUACCCCUGAGUUAGUUUUGUUUCUUGUUGUGUUGGGAUGUUGUGCAAACGUUAUAAUUUGUCAAGAAAUGUGGACAACAUGUUCUAGAAGUUGUGGAGAUGGUUUACAGAUGAAGGUACAACUAUGUAGAGAAGUGACUGGUUGUGAUCCGAUACUCCGAAAGUGCAACCUCCGAAGAUGUCCACAAGUCGGACGAGGAUGGUCAAAAUGUUCUAAGACGUGUGGAGGGGGAUUUUCUAAAUUUAAAUGCCGUGGCCGUUGUCCGAAAAAAUUGAGAAUGCCGUGCAACACACACAGAUGUCCCAAUACAAGGCCAAUCAGUCAAUGUACAGAUCAUCCAUGUGUCCAUGGACGCUGUACGGAAGUACGGGGAGGAUUUUUCUGCUAUUGUGAUUCUCCUUACUCUGGUGAUUUUUGCGACAAAUCCCCUGAAACACAAAAUCCGUGCAAUCCCAACCCAUGCAAAAAUGGCGUUUGUAUGCAAGAAGAAGAUGGAUAUAAAUGCAACUGUGAGCGCGGGUAUUCAGGAACGAAUUGUGAUAAUGUAAAAUCUAUUGACUGCCCACAAUGUAUUCAUGGGACAUGUAUUGGGAAAAGAAACGGUGGAUACAAAUGUAAAUGCGAUGAAGGAUAUGCAGGACGACUUUGUCAAAAAGUAAAAUCAUUUGACUGCACUAAAUGUAUCCAUGGAACAUGUAUUGAUAAUACUGAUGGUGACUACACAUGUGAAUGCGAUGAAGGAUAUACAGGAGUGCGUUGUCAAAAAGUGAAAAAUUUUUGUAAAAGGAGAACGUGCAAACACGGGGGAUUUUGUGAGAACAUAUUUGGUGGAUAUAGGUGCACCUGCCCAAAAGGGUACACCGGAAAGCAAUGUGAAAUAAAGACAAUAUCGGUGGAUCAUUGCGACCCCAAUCCCUGCUUGAACGAUGGAGUUUGUAGAAACGGUCCAGAUGAUUUCUUGUGCAUGUGUAAAAGUGGAUAUGAAGGGAAUAUUUGUGACAAUAAAUUAUCGGUCGAUCACUGCGACUCGAAUCCCUGCUUGAACGAAGGAUAUUGUAGAAACGGUCCAGAUGAUUUCUUGUGCAUGUGUAAAAGUGGAUAUGAAGGGAAGAUUUGUGAUAAUAAAAUAUCGGUGGAUCACUGCGACCCCCAGUCCUUGCUUAAACGAAGAGCUGUAGAAACGGUCCAGAUGAUUUUUGGUGCACUGUGUAAAAGUGGAUAUGAAGGGAAGAUUUGUGAUAAAACUGUUGAUCGCUGCAAUCCUAAUCCAUGCUGAAUGGAGGAGCUUGUAGCAAUGUGGCAGGAUGAUUUCUUCUGCAUGUGCACACCUGGUUAUGAAGGAAAGAUUUGUGGAGAUGCUGUUAAUUAUUGCGAUCCAAAUCCCUGCUUAAGAUGAAGGAAGUUGUAGAAACUGGUCCAGGUGGCUUUUCGUGCCACAUGUAAUCGUGGAUACGAAGGGAGACUUGUGAGAUGGUGAGUUAGUACCGUGUUUCCC
This is a messenger RNA of Styela clava, 1563 nucleotides long. NCBI's taxonomy places the organism in Eukaryota, Metazoa, Chordata, Ascidiacea, Stolidobranchia, Styelidae. The record is from RefSeq and is a predicted model, not a curated record.